CGAUGCAGAAGCAGGCGAGGAAGCCGGGGAUGAUGAACUAGGGCGCAGGGGCAGCUCCAGCCGCAUCCCCCUCCUCUGAGCGCUGUAAAGCCCCCGUGCAGACGGGAGGAGGAAGAGGGGUAAAGCUGAUCCCCUCUCCCCAAGCUCCCCUCCACCAUGGCCUCUGGGAACAGCAGUGACCCACCAGACCGUCAUCGGCGCAGGGCCAGAGAGGGGCGUAGACCGUCGCUGAGGCUCAAUUCAGAAGAUCAGGUGGCCCAGGAGACUGAGGAGGUGUUCCGGAGCUAUGCCUUCUACCGCUACCAGCAGGAGAGGGAAGAGGGUGGAGGGGAGGUGCCGAUGGACCCCGAGAUUGCAGAGAUCCAGCAGGAGCCGGGCAGCACCAGUAACCAGGUGGGCAGGCGCCUGGCUAUCAUAGGAGAUGACAUCAACAUGCGGUAUGACGCAGAGUUUCAGAACAUGCUGAAGACCCUGCAGCCCACGAAGGACAAUGCCUAUGAGUACUUCACUAAGAUAGCCUCCAGCUUGUUUGACAGCGGCAUUAACUGGGGCAGGGUGAUUGCGCUGCUGGGGUUCGGUUACCGGAUGGCGAUUCAUGUGUACCAGCACGGGGUGACCGGCUUCCUCCGGAGCAUCGCUCGUUACGUGGCAGAAUUCGUGCUCCGCAACCGCAUCGCCCAGUGGAUCGCCGACCAAGGAGGAUGGGUGGCAGCACUGGAGUUGGAUAACGUUUACGUGUUGUACAUGAUGGGAGUGUUGGUCGUGGUCCUGCUGGGUCAUUUGGUGGUACGACGCUUCUUCAGCCCAUGACUGGAGUGGAGGCCGAGGCCGGCGAUCCGGCCAAACUCUCUCUCUCAAUACUUCACGCCGUCAUAAAGACAUCUCCUGAGAGAGAGGGGCUCAGGGAACAAACAAGGGAGAGCAGUUUGGAAAUGAUGACUCCUCUUCGGAGACAGCACCAUCCACGGAGAGACUGCCAUCCGUGGGGAGACUGCCAAGAACUACACAGAGAGGCGUUAAUGGGGGGAUUUUGGGGGUGGGUGGGGAGGGAUUGAAUUAUCUCAUCCAAAGGUUGAAUGCAGCAGUCAGGAACAUCAGCACGAUGACAUUCCCAGCAUGCAGCGAUGGGCGAGGGUUACAGGCUCCUGCAGUGUACAGAAACUGGAGAAGCCCCAUUAGAGGAACAAACGUUGUUAAAGUAAUGCAAGUGUCUCCCGCAUCCACUGAGUGGCAUUCUCAAGAGCCAUCCCCGGGAAAGGCACGGAGCAUCCUCUAAUGGAUCUCAGCCCAGAUCUAGCCUGCCUUCGCAGAACAGGAUUACAGCCGGAGCCGAUACAGUCUCUACUUGUAAGUCAUUGGAGGGGGUCAGCCAGUGCUGGAGAAUCCAGGGGGGUUUUGCUCUUACCUUCUCUUGCUCCCAGCCUACCAAGCCCAGAUUCUUAACUUUCCCGGUUACUUUAAAAGAGCAUCUGUGUCCACCUCUAAACAAAUACACUGUUUGGCAUGUGACAAUCAUGACUAGAAAACCAGUUGCCCCUAGACAAAAUGACAGACUGAUCCUGUCAGGAUCUGAAUUUGGAGAUCUGCUUUCCCUCCCAGGGACAUCGCAGACACCUAACCAGAGCAGCACCCUAGGACUGUGCUAGUGGUCCUGGUUGCCAGCCCUUCCUAGGGGAACGCAGAAGCCUGAACUUCAGGGUGGCAGCAGGUGUAUAAAGGAACGGCUGGUUUUCAAACACUAAAAUACGGUCAGGUUAAAAAUCCUGGGGUAAAUCAGGAGUGAAUGUUCUGGGUUGCGAUGCACCAUCCCAAGUCUGCAGUGUUUGGCUUACAGGCACAGCAGAUGAUGGUCUUCAUCCACAAACCUUUCUAUGGAGAAUCCGUCUGGCGGGGCCCCUCUCACUUGACUCCUGUAUUUCUGUCCGUGAUUGAGAUUGUAAACCGCUCCCUGCUGGCAGUUAUUCAGAGUGGCGGCAAAGCAGAGCCCCCGCUUUGAAAUCCCCUGAACUUUUGUGCAGUGAGCGUGGGGUUUCUAAAUCUGGAUCUGAGGCUUGGGUCCAUCUGUGCUUCCCACUUCAGGCUACUGGGUAAAGCUUGCAAACUGUGACUGGAUUUAGGCUGUGUCCACCUGGGCCUCAGAUUGGGUUUAGACCCAAUUCCUGCUAACCCUGUUUCUAGCACUGUUCAGCCAGCCAGUGGGGAGGGAGCCAA
Messenger RNA from Terrapene triunguis (Three-toed box turtle), 2211 nucleotides. RefSeq names its product bcl-2 homologous antagonist/killer. The record is from RefSeq and is a predicted model, not a curated record. Lineage: Eukaryota; Metazoa; Chordata; Testudines; Emydidae. Gene Ontology annotation, molecular function: protein homodimerization activity; protein heterodimerization activity. Gene Ontology annotation, biological process: intrinsic apoptotic signaling pathway in response to DNA damage; regulation of apoptotic process; extrinsic apoptotic signaling pathway in absence of ligand. Bases 157 to 810 code for a protein of 217 amino acids. The transcript has 6 exons. Gene Ontology annotation, cellular component: mitochondrial outer membrane.